AUGUCUGGAAGAGGCAAAGGCGGAAAGGGAUUCGGAAAAGGAGGCGCGAAGCGUCAUCGCAAAGUUUUGCGUGAUAACAUCCAGGGCAUCACCAAGCCCGCCAUCCGUCGGCUUGCUCGUCGUGGCGGAGUGAAACGUAUCUCCGGUCUGAUCUACGAGGAGACUCGCGGUGUGUUGAAGGUGUUUCUGGAGAAUGUUAUCCGUGACGCCGUCACCUACACGGAGCACGCCAAGAGAAAGACCGUCACCGCCAUGGACGUCGUGUACGCGCUGAAACGACAGGGACGCACUCUGUACGGCUUCGGAGGUUAA
Messenger RNA from Triplophysa dalaica, 312 nucleotides. Its product is annotated as histone H4-like. The record is from RefSeq and is a predicted model, not a curated record. The coding region runs from base 1 to 312 and encodes 103 amino acids. Gene Ontology annotation, cellular component: nucleosome. The transcript has a single exon. Gene Ontology annotation, molecular function: DNA binding; protein heterodimerization activity; structural constituent of chromatin. Lineage: Eukaryota; Metazoa; Chordata; Actinopteri; Cypriniformes; Nemacheilidae. Gene Ontology annotation, biological process: nucleosome assembly.